This is a messenger RNA of Castor canadensis (American beaver), 927 nucleotides long. The record is from RefSeq and is a predicted model, not a curated record. NCBI's taxonomy places the organism in Eukaryota, Metazoa, Chordata, Mammalia, Rodentia, Castoridae.
AUGCCUCAUAGUCAGAUGAGCCAGCACUUCAAGUUUCAAGGAAGCCCUCAGGCCAGGGAUGGCCCAGGUCUGGUGAGUGUGCUGGUUCCUCUGUCUGAGGAGAAAGAGGCCACUGCUGACUCCUCCUUUACUCUGAAUCAAGCCACCCCAAGGAAGGUGCCUGCUGCUGGGACACCAGGUUAUCUCCUAUCCAGAAAGCCCCUUCUUCUCCCACAGCCAUGGUUUCUACUCCACAGCACCAGUUGUCAAGGAUCCAGAAGACAAGGUCUGUUCCCUUCACACAACCUGGUAGGCCCCAUGUCCUUCCUGCAAGAUGCACAAUCCUUGGUGCUCUUCAAGUAUCAAAUAAAGGAGCCAACAACACAGGCAGAAAUGCUGAAUCUUGUAGUAAGAAGUCACCAGGAUUACUUCCCUGCAAUCUUCGACAGAGCCUCUGAGUAUAUACAACUGGUCCUUGGCAUUGAUGUGAAGAAGGUGGACCCUACUGACCACUCUUAUAUCCUUGUUCCUGUGGUGGGGCUCACAUAUGAUGGGAUGCUGAGUGACACCCGGUUGCCCAAUACAGGCCUUCUAAUAAUUGUUCUGGGUGUCAUCUUCAUGGAGGGCAAUACUGCCACUGAAGAGGUAAUCUGGGAGGCACUGAGUGUGAUGGAGGUGUGUGCUGGGAGGGAGCACUACAUCUAUGGGAAUCCCAGGAAGCUGGUCCCUGAAGUUUUUGUUCAGGAAGAGCACCUGGAGUACCGUCAGGUGCCUAACAGUUAUCCUGUUUGUGGUGAGAUCCUGUGGGACCUAAGGACCCAUGGUGAAACUAGCAAGAUGAAAGUCCUGGAACACUGGGCCCUGUUCAGUGAGGGUGAUCCCAGGUCCUUCCCAUCUGUGUAUGAAGAGGCUUUGAGAGAUGUGGAAGAGGGGGCAAAUGAAGCAUAG